This is a messenger RNA of Portunus trituberculatus (swimming crab), 2989 nucleotides long. It is a transcript of the gene RanGAP, whose product is annotated as ran GTPase-activating protein 1-like. Gene Ontology annotation, molecular function: small GTPase binding; GTPase activator activity. Gene Ontology annotation, cellular component: cytosol; perinuclear region of cytoplasm; nucleus. The record is from RefSeq and is a predicted model, not a curated record. NCBI's taxonomy places the organism in Eukaryota, Metazoa, Arthropoda, Malacostraca, Decapoda, Portunidae. The coding region runs from base 212 to 1885 and encodes 557 amino acids. The transcript has 12 exons. Gene Ontology annotation, biological process: signal transduction; activation of GTPase activity; nucleocytoplasmic transport.
UUUCAAUCAUCUAUGCAUUGAUGUCUCUCUCAAUGUAUGACAGCGGAUUAGGAGAUAUGCAUUACUGAUUAUAAAGAAGAUUACUGCAUAGACUAGGGCCCUUGGGAAGUCCAAAGAGCAGAGUCAGCAGACCCUCUUAGAGGUGCGGCGGCGAACACACUGCACAGGGAGUUUGAAUGUUUUGGCGUCACGUUGGUGCCUCUCGCUCACCAUGUCCACCACACUCAGCUUCUCAGGGAAAAACCACAAAUGGAACACCGCAGAGGACGCCCAGCCGGUGGUAGACGCUAUUCUUGCUACGCAUGACCUCCGCUGCCUGGCCCUGGAUGGCAACACGCUUGGGGUGGAGGCUGCACGGGUCAUUGGGGAUGCCCUGGCUGCCCAUCCUGAGUUUGAGCGAGCCCACUGGAAGGACCUUUUCACGGGCCGCCUCAAGUCAGAAAUUCCCGAUGCCCUGAGGCACCUGUUUUCGGGACUGGUGAGGGCUGGAGCAAAGCUAAAGGAACUGGACCUGAGCCACAAUGCCUUGGGACCAGUGGGUGUGGAGGGCAUGGUGGACUUCAUGUCUUCCCCUGUCUGUUACUCCCUCGAGGAGAUACGUCUGGACAACAAUGGGCUAGGCAUCAAGGGUGGCACCAUGUUGGCCCAGUCCCUUCUCAAGCUGGUAGAGAAUGCCAAGGCUGCCAACACUCCUCUAAAGCUGAAGGUGUUCAUCUCAGGACGUAACAGGCUUGAGAAUGAAGGUGCAGAGAUGUUUGCCAAGUUCUUCAAAGCAGUGGGCACCCUGGAGCACGUAGCCAUGCCCCAGAAUGGCAUAUUCCAUGUGGGCAUAGCUGCUCUUGCUUCUGCCCUCAGUAUGAAUCCUAACCUAAGGAUAAUCAACCUUAAUGACAACACCUUCACCCCCAAGGGAGCAAAGGCCAUGGCAGAGAAAUUGCUCACCAUGCAUAAUCUGGAGGUUAUUGACUUUGGUGACUGUUUGUUGAAGACAGCAGGUGCCAAGUACAUUGCCAAUGCUGUGAUAGAUAUCCACACCAAGCUGCAGGAGCUGCGUAUGGACAGCAAUGAGAUAGGAGUGAAUGGAGGUCUGGCGGUGGCCAAUGCAAUGGUCAACAAGGACAAUCUCAAGGUUCUCAACUUAGAUGGGAAUCAGUUUGGGGCGGAAGGGCGAGAGAACAUUGUCAUUGUUCUGCAAGACAUUGGGCGCCUUGACUGCCUGGAGACUCUGGAGAAUGAUGAGAACUCUGCCAGUGAGGAUGAGGACACAGAAGAUGAGGAGGAGGACAGUGGUGAUGAUGAGGAAGAGGAAGACAAUGAUAUUCAAGAAUUGGAGCCAUCUGGUGUGAGUCCCUUGAAGCGGGCAGAUGCAGUAAUCCAGCCAGUCAGGGGCUCAGCAGCUGAGUUCAGGGCACAGCCAACAGCAGCACGCCUCUUGGGUCUGGGAAAUUCUGGUCCCUCACAGCUGGUGGAGGAGGCAAGGCGGCUGUCUGAAGGAUCUCAGGAGGAGUUUGUCUUCCACUGCUUUGGUCUCCUGAUGCGCGCUGCUUCCCUCGCCACUUCCAACAACAAACAGGUACAAGAGGCAGUGAAGACUACCACUGACCAGCUUACCCAGGCAAUCUUUUCUGAAAACCCAGAAGAUCUCUCCUCUGUUGCCACCAACUCCCUGCUCAUCCACCUUGGUCUCAUCAAGUGUGAGGACAAAAAAUUCAAGCUGGAGUGGGACCUGCGGGGCUGCCUUCUCACCCUGGCAGCCAUUGUGAAGCACCCCACCUUUCCGGACCACACUAAGAAUGCCCUGCAGCUGUUCCUUUCCAGACCUAACUCCAAGAUUGAUGCUUAUGUGCAAGAAAAGCACAGGCUCAUGACAGCCAUUUUCCAAUAAAGAACUGGCAGUUAGUCACAGCAGGUGUUUGAUGGUGUACUACAGGGAGUGGGAAUACCUUUUGUUUACCUCUUUAUAAGCUCAUUGAUUUUUUAUCUAUUAUUGGAAGAAGGAUUACUGGGCAAUCUUCUCUCCAGUUGACACAUUUACUGUUCUGUGAUUCAUGUAGCUCUUCCGAGUCUCUCUUUCAUGCAUCUCGGCUUUUGUUGCCACAGGAGGGAACUUGACAUGUAAAAUAAGACAAAGUGUGUAAAGAUUUAACAUGAAGUUAUAUUUUUGAAGAUUUUCUUAAAUUUACUUUUAACUUGAGUUUUACUAUGGUAAGAAAACCAAAAUGAAUUGGUUUUUGUUUUAUUGACAUUCUAUGUGUGGUAAUGGUCAUCAAGUAUGUGUUGUACAGGUCCUUCUUAAGUAAUGAGGUUAUUUUUGUAUGUUGUGACCUAAGGAACUUUACUUAGGUGAGAGUAGCUGAACCCUGAAUAGCCAGUGAACAGAAUGGAAUGGAAUGGAAUGGAAUCUGUGAAGUCACCAAUGAAAUGUAUAUUUAUGUUCUUCAGCUAUUUUCAUUUGUUUCUCUCUCUCUCUCUCUCUCUCUCUCUCUCUCUCUCUCUCUCUCUCUCUCUCUCUCUCUCUCUCUCUCUCUCUCUCUCUCUCUCUCUCUCUCUCUCUCUCUCUCUCUCUCUCUCUCUCUCUCCAUACAUCUCGUCCCAUGUUUAAAAAUUAUUGAUAGUGACCAGGUAGUGAAUUACAACAUUUAUGUAAUAUUGUAAUUAAUACAAUUCAAUUUAUAUAAUUCUGAGUGGAAAUCCAAACAUAGUGAGGAAAGUUUCUUUAAAAUUUUUUGAGGAUGUGAUUGUUAAGUGUUAAUAUUCAUCAUUAUUUUUUUUGUUUACUUCAACUUGCUGCCAACAGACAACCCACAGUGAGCCAUUAUAAGUUCAAAUUAGCAUUAUUAUUUAAGUCACAUUUCAGGUAAGUAUAUCUAGAUUUUUUUUUUCUCCCUGAUCUUUAUUUUCUUUUCUUCAAUUGCCAAAAAGCUUCGGAUGCCUAAGAAAUAUUAAUGAGAUUUUUUUUAGAUACAAUAAAAAAAUUCUCUUACUGUGA